Molecule: messenger RNA, 2388 nt
Organism: Triticum urartu
Lineage: Eukaryota; Viridiplantae; Streptophyta; Magnoliopsida; Poales; Poaceae
Source: RefSeq, a predicted model, not a curated record
AUUUUGCUUCCACUUGCACUUGCACUUGCUCUCUUCCCGAUCCCACUCCCCUUCGCUUCCCUUGCUUCCACUUGCUCUCUUCCCGAAUCCCCCUUCCCUUCCUCUUCCACUUCCCUUCCCUACCCUUGUGUAUCAAUCAAUCGAUAACACUCUUCUUCAGGCCGUCGUCAGCUGAGGUCGAACCGUCUGCAAAAGGGGAUCUUUCGAUCGAUUGAUUUUGUAGACCGAUCGAUCGAUCAAUCGAUUCUAGUCGUGCGGAGGAAGAGAUGGACACUCUGUACAGCGCCAUAAAGGAGUUCGUGGGGUUUGGGUUCAAGAUCAAGAGCGCGCUGGAGAGCGCCAAACACAACAUGGAGGAGUGCCGCAAGAUCGACGCCCUCCUGCUCAGCCUCAGAGCCAUCUCCAAGCACCUGCAGCGGUCGCCCAAGAUCAUGGAGGACGACUUGAUGAGGGGCACGGCGGAGGGCCUACGGAAGGCCCUGCAGCGCGCGUCCGAGUUUGUCGACAAGUGCAAGCGCAAGGGGGUCCCGAGCCGUGCUUUUAACGCCAAAGACAUCGCCGAGAAGCUGCACGGGGUCUGCUUCCAUGUGCUGCUCAACAUGUGCGCCGUGCUGCUUGCCAUCGGUGUCUUUAACAGCUCGCAGCAGGCCGAGCUUAAGGAAAAUAUGGCUCAGCUCCGCACCGACGUCACCAAUACCAACUCAAUGUUGGCCAAGAUUCUGCAGAUUGUUGCUGCUGCACGGCCCGAUGCUGAUCUGCCACAAGAGGUGGAAAAAUUGGUGGAGGACGACCAGAUCAGUUCUCAAAUUAGGAACAAAGGGAAGGCAAAGGAAACAGUUGCAGCUACUUCUCAAGACAAAAACAAAGGGGAGUCAAAGAAAAUAGAUGUUACCAGGACGGAAGUUAAGAAUCAGAAGAAAAACAAGAAACUACGGCCUAGCACGGUGGUGCCACAUGCUUCCUUACCAGAUGUAAAGAGACAAGCCGGAGAAUUGAAGUCAUUCAUUGUUGGCAAGCUGAAUAUGGACAGUGGCUUUAUGGUGCAUGUUGAGAACCUGAAGGCAGAGGUGUAUCGGGCAAUGCUGACAGCUAUCACUUGUCACCCAGCAACCUGCCAGAUCAUAUCAAGACCAAUAGAGGAUACGACCUUGGAGACAUCCAUUGACGCGCACCCCACUAAGCCAUGGAUUGUGACGGGUCAUGAGGAAGGGAGUUUUUCCAUUUGGGACUACCAGAAGAAGGAAACUGUGAUGGAGUUGCAGCUCAAUGACAAGGGUGCAUGCCAGCGACCUGCCAUUUUUCAAUACUUCAAAGAGAAGCCUGUCCAACAUUCAAUUUUUUCAGUCAAAUUUACAGCUGAAGGGAAAUGUUUGGUAGUGGGGGAUGGUCACGGACACAUCUAUGUCUAUGAUUACACCGACACUAAGCCACACAAGGUUAAAGCUCAUGGCAAAUCUGUGAACUCUCUGGCUGCUCACCCAACAGAGCCAUACCUUCUUUCAUUGUCUGCUUUUGGUAAGGAGAAAGCUCAUGGCAUAUCUGUGGACUCUCUGGCUGCUCAUCCAACAGAGCCAUACCUUCUUUCAUCAUCGGUUUUUGGUAGAAAUAUCAAGGUUUGGGACUGGAGCAAGAACUGGAAGAAAUUUCAAAAUUUCUACGUGAAACCUGAGAAUACAUAUUACGAUGGUGUGCACAGUGUAAAGUUUAAUCCAAGGGACACUAACACUUUUGCUUGUGUUACCUCUUAUGACGGAGUAAAGGCCGGGAACAUCAAAACUUCCAGUCUUGAAACCACACUGAAGGGGCCAUUCGUCAUGGCCGAUUAUUUCUUCACUCGCGGUCAUCAGCACUUGAUGGUUACUUUGAGAUCUAACUCACACAACUCUGAGAUAUGGGAUUUGAAGACACGAGAAGUUGUUCACACUCUUAGCAUGAGUGGGCGUAAAACGACCUGGGUUGCUUGCCACCCAAAGCUUCCAAUACUGGUUACAACGUUAGAUGACGGGACUGUAUGUUUGUGGCAUGCCAGUACCUACAGGCUUGAGAAAAUGGUCCACAUUACCAACAGCAAGUGUCGUGAUUUGGUAUUUGUCCAAGACAUAAAUGGUCGACCCAGGCUCGCUAUAGCAUUUGAGACAAUGAUAGCAAUCAUGGAGGUUAAUUUGCCAAUUGCGAAUACAAGCAAUGCAAGUGGACUAAUAACGGGAACUAACUAGGAACGACCUCCCCAGGAGGCAAGGCAACGAAGUCCAUCACGGAGAUUGGGAUAAUGUAUUUAUGUAUUUCACGAAUUGAUAUUUCCUCUUGUAAUUGAUAUUGUAAAAUACUGUUGUGGAUAAGAAUACUUUUGUGAGCAUUGCGAUAUUGUUAAUAUUUUUCUGAAUUUUA